Copidosoma floridanum is the source of this 895-nucleotide messenger RNA. RefSeq names its product neuropeptides capa receptor. Gene Ontology annotation, cellular component: plasma membrane. Gene Ontology annotation, biological process: neuropeptide signaling pathway. NCBI's taxonomy places the organism in Eukaryota, Metazoa, Arthropoda, Insecta, Hymenoptera, Encyrtidae. The record is from RefSeq and is a predicted model, not a curated record. Gene Ontology annotation, molecular function: neuromedin U receptor activity.
AUGAGAGCAGAACCACAGAAGCACAUAGCUAAUAAAACGUCUUCAGAUGUUUCCGUUUUAACAAUCAUGAUGUUUACAAUAGAAAGAUAUUUUGCAAUAUGUCACCCUUUCAACUUCAAUAUGCUGAAAAACUUACAUGGUAGGAUAUGUCUUAUUCUUAUUUCAUGGAUUAUAGCUUCCUUAUGUGCAUUACCGUUCGGAUUGUAUACAACUAUAAGCUAUGUGGAGUUUCCUCCUGGUUCAGGAAACUAUUCCACAGCAUCUGCCAUUUGUGCAAUGCUAGUCAUUAAUUUGCCAAAUUAUCCUAUCUAUGAACUUAGUAGUAUAGUAUUUUUCUUCAUUCCAAUGUUCGUAAUCAUCAUUUUAUACUUGAAAAUAAGUUUAAAAAUUAGAGAAAGUUAUCAGCUGAGACAAAAACUUAGCGGAAAAUUAAAUUAUGAACUGGUCUUAAUGAGAAGGAAGAGAGGAACGACAAAAAUGUUGGGUUCAGUCGUACUUACUUUUAUGAUAUGUUGGGCACCAUUCCACAUCCAGAGAUUACUUUAUAUUUAUGGACAAGAUACAGAUUACUAUCCUGACAUGAAUGAAUGGUUAUAUUUAUUCAGCGGGUGUUUUUAUUAUUUAAACACUGCAAUUAAUCCUUUACUUUACAAUUUAAUGAGUACUCGAUUUCGUAAAGCUUACAAACAAAUAUUUAACUGUUCAAAAAGUGCUAAUGAUCUUUAAACUAUUGUAUGGCAUUGUGUUGUACUGUAUCAAAUUUUAGAAAUUACUAUACCAGAGUUGUAAUAUUCUUUGUAUAACGACGUCUACUAUUUAAUCCUUUUUUUCCUUACAGCGCUUUGAACGUCCUCAAAAAUGUAGGGUCUUACUUAAUCUACACAAUUUAUAAAAG